Molecule: messenger RNA, 1734 nt
Organism: Sorex fumeus (smoky shrew)
Lineage: Eukaryota; Metazoa; Chordata; Mammalia; Eulipotyphla; Soricidae
Gene: AMBN
Product: ameloblastin
Exons: 11
Coding region: 86-1495 (469 amino acids)
Biological process (GO): odontogenesis of dentin-containing tooth
Molecular function (GO): structural constituent of tooth enamel
Source: RefSeq, a predicted model, not a curated record
CCCAGGCACAGUCCAGAAAAAAAAAAAUAAUCUUCUUUCUUAGAACUAUCUUGGUUGGCAUCACCAGGCCCUGAGAGCACAGUGCAUGCCAGCAUUGCAGAUCCCACUUAUCAAAAUGAAAGACCUGAUACUGAUCCUGUGCCUCCUUGAAAUGAGUUCUGCAGUACCGGUAUUUCCUAAGCAACCUGGGAUGCCAGGCAUGGCUAGUUUGAGCCUUGAGACAAUGAGACAAUUGGGAAGUUUGCAGGGAUUAAACAUGCUUUCUCAGUAUUCAAGAUUUGGUUUUGGAAAAUCAUUCAACUCUUUGUGGCUGCCAGGACUUGUUCCACCACAUUCCUCUUUCCCAUGGAUGAGACCAAAAGAACACGAAACUCAACAGUAUGAAUAUUCUUUGCCUGUGCAUCCCCCACCUCUCCCAUCUCAGCCAUCCCUGCAGCCUCACCAGCCGGGACAGAAACCUUUCCUCCCGCCCACCGCUGCAACCGCAGUCCAGAACCCUGCCCAGAAGGGAGGGCCUCAGCCUCCGGUUUACCAUCAUCGACAGCCACCCUUGCAGCAAGCAGAGGGACCAAUGGUUCAACAGCAGAUAGCACCAUCAGAUAUGCCACCGAAGGAAGAGCCCCAAGGCCCAGGAAUGGAUUUUGCUGAACCCCAAGGCCCAGGAAUGGAUUACACUGAGCCCCAAGGCCCAGGAAUGGAUUUUGCUGAGCCCCAAGGUCCAGGAACGGAUUUUGCUGAGCCCCAAGGUCCUGGAGUAGACUUUGCUGAACCCCAAGGUCCAUCGCUGUUCCACAUUGCCCGUUUGAUAUCUCGGGGGCCUCUGUCACAAAAUAAGCCAUCUUCACUUUAUCCAGGAAUAUAUUACAUGUCCUAUGGAGCAAACCAAUUGAAUGCUCCUGGAAGACUUGGUUUCAUGAGCUCAGAAGAAAUGCCAGGUGGCAGAGCAAGCCCCAUGACCUAUGGAUCCAUAUACUCUCGACUGGGAAGCCUGCGACCCAACCUGGCGGGGAUGCCACAGAAUCAGAACCCAGCCAUGGGCGGAGACUUUACUCUGGAGUUUGACACCCCAGUGGGGGCCACCAAAGGCCCAGAGAAGGGAGAAGGAGGUGCACAGCGCUCCCCUCAGCCUGAGGCCCAACGUGCUGAUCCUGAAGAUCCUGAAGCCCGAGAUUUCGUUCCAGAAGCAGCACUUGGACCCCUAGGAGGGCUUCUUGCGUCCCCCAAGGACCAUAUUCCCAGCCAGGCCAGGGGCCCUGCCGGGCAGAACUGGGGAUUCCCCGCUGUCACUACAGAUGCCACUGACGCACUAAUGACCCCAGGAAUAGCUGACGCUUAUGAGACCUACAGUCCUGAUUUGAUCACACCCCUGGUUUUCCAGGGGGAGUCUACCACGGAUACUACCAUGGCCCCAGACACUCAGCACACACCAAUGGCAGGAAACAAGGCCCAGAAACCCCAGAUUAGCCAUGACGCAUGGCGCUUCCGGGAGCCCUGAGAGCCUUGAAAUAUUAGCUACUUUCUGUAUGCACCAGGCCCCAUGCUUUGUCCCCAAACGUUUGCUAAAACACUUAUUGUCCUUCUGCAACGAAGGCAUUAAAAAUUCUAAAUAUAUACAAGUGGCUAGAAAUAGUGUAAAUCCCCUUCUUGCUUUCCUUCUCCUGUUGAAAUAAAAUGUGUAACUGUUUCUAUGAUUCAGAAAUACGAUUAAUGACAUCAAAGGAACUCUGUUUUUGA